Molecule: messenger RNA, 2453 nt
Organism: Sphaeramia orbicularis (orbiculate cardinalfish)
Lineage: Eukaryota; Metazoa; Chordata; Actinopteri; Kurtiformes; Apogonidae
Gene: g3bp1
Product: GTPase activating protein (SH3 domain) binding protein 1
Exons: 12
Coding region: 172-1647 (491 amino acids)
Cellular component (GO): ribonucleoprotein complex; cytosol
Molecular function (GO): mRNA binding
Source: RefSeq, a predicted model, not a curated record
GGGGUGGGACGGGGGUUAGGUUGCGGGGCUGGAACCGGUAACCGAGAUUCUCCGGCACGUUGAGAAGCGGUUUGUGCUCCCGGCAGCAGCGGAGUGGUUCACGGCGAUCACCGGUUCCUAAUCAGACACUUUUUGAUAAUUAACCACCUGACACUUCAGUCGACCAAAGAAAUGGUGAUGGAGAAGCCCAGUGCCCAGCUGGUCGGGCGAGAGUUUGUCCGACAGUAUUACACACUCCUGAACCAGGCACCUGACUACCUGCACAGGUUUUAUGGAAAGAACUCGUCCUAUGUUCACGGCGGCCUGGAUGGAAACGGUAAACCAGCGGAGGCCGUUUACGGACAGUCUGAGAUCCAUAAGAGGGUGAUGGCUCUGAGUUUCCGCGACUGUCACACGAAGAUCCGCCAUGUGGACGCCCACGCCACGCUGAAUGAGGGCGUGGUCGUCCAGGUGAUGGGCGAGUUGUCCAAUAACAUGCAACCAAUGAGGAAGUUCAUGCAGACCUUCGUCCUGGCUCCAGAGGGAACAGUCGCAAACAAAUUCUACGUCCACAACGACGUGUUCCGUUACCAGGACGAGGUUUUCGGUGACUCUGACUCUGAGCCUCCUGAAGAGUCUGAGGACGAGGUGGAGGAGAUCGAGGACAGAGUUCCUUCUCCUGAUGCGGCCACAGAGGAGUCGGCGCCGUUCUACGACCCGACGGCCUGCUCGGAGCCGGCUGUAACCGGGGACGACGAGGAGGCCGUGGCCGCCAGUCCAGAACCAGAACCCGAGGCAGAGAAGGAGGCCGAGGCCGCCGCCGAGCUGAAACCCGAACCCACACCGGAGACGCAAACAGAGACGCACACGUCCGACGACCAGACAGAGAAAAGCCCCGCCUCCGCACCGCCCACCGCAGAACCUGUCGUCGAGCCUGCCUCCGCCACCCCCGAGGAGAACAGGCCGUUCUCCUGGGCGUCGGUCACCAGUAAGAACCUCCCCCCCAGCGGAGCCGUCCCCGUCUCAGGAAUUCCCCCCCACGUCGUCAAAGCCACGCCCACAGCUCCGCCCAGGGCGGAGGUGAAGGAACAGACCCAGACGCCAGUGCAGAGACCACAGAGGGACCAGAGGCCCAGGGAGCAGAGGCCCGGGGGGGCCCCACCGGUCCACAGAGGCCCCAGACCAGUCCGAGAGGGCGAGCAGGGUGAGUCUGAGGGGCGCAGGGUGGUCCGCUACCCCGACGCCCACCAGCUGUUCGUAGGAAACGUCCCUCAUGACGUCGACAAGACCGAGCUCAAAGAGUUCUUUGAACAGUACGGUACAGUGUUGGAGCUGAGGAUCAACAGCGGAGGGAAACUUCCAAACUUUGGCUUCGUGGUCUUUGACGACUCUGAGCCCGUUCAGAAGAUCCUCAGUAACCGGCCCAUUAAGUUCCGCGGCGACGUGCGUCUGAACGUGGAGGAGAAGAAGACACGGUCGGCCAGAGAGGGCGAUAGGCGGGAUGUGCGGCCCCGCCCUGGAGGACCCGGAGGACCCAGGGAGCGAAUAGGAGGAGGAGGCGGACCCCGAGGCCCCCCCGCCCGUGGAGGCGCCGCACAGAAACCCAGCUUCGGCUCAGGACGGGGGGCGGGGCCCAGCGAAGGCCGCUACUCCUCCCAGCGCCAGUGAGGAGGAGGAGCCCCGAACCCCGGUCACAUAAUGACGACUUCCUUGGAUUCACCGCAGCAGAACCCGAUUGGACAGAACCGAACCGUUGUCAGGACGACACUGGGGGGGCGUGUCACAUGACCCGCCCUCAUUGGUGUCCCCAGUGACUCACGUGUGUGUGUGUGUGUGUGUGUGUGGGGGGGGGGGGGGGGGGUCGGGUUUGGUUCAGCCUCCACCAGCUCCUGCUGAGUCCAAUGAAGAUGGCCCCUCCUCUAACCCCGCCCCCUCCUCUAACCCCGCCCCCCUCUAACUCCUCCUUUUCUUCUGCUGCUUCUCCUCCUGAGGAACCUGAAUGUCCCUCCUCUUUUCCAUCGGUCCCUCCUCCUCCUCCUCUUCAUGUAUUAUCUGGACUUUGUCUUUUUUUUUUUUGUUUUUCAUGCUGAACUUGAAUUUAUUAAACCAGUUUCAAAUACAAACAGAAAAAGGGUAAAUACUACUUGAAUUGGGCUGAAGAACCCAGAGGUUAGUUUGUUUUUCGCGUUCUCUCUCCCUGUUUCUUAAAGGAACGUGUACUUUUACUGCUUGGGCAAUCCUGUGUAUUGCUGCCGUCGUCUCUAUGGAUGGAUGGGUCUAAUGUGUGUGUGUUGGAUCAGGUCUGGAGCUGAACCUGGGUGCUUUUCCCAGAAUUCCUUUGGGCUUUGGCCGUCUGAACGGAGCAUGUGUCACAUCAUGUCUGGCUUCUUUUACUGAUGCACUUCAUUUGUCAUCGUGUUCAACAGCUCACCUGCCGACCACAGAACUAAAUUAAAGUGAUUUACUGUUUUAAA